UUUUCUUUUCCGUUUUGUUUUCUUUUCUCUGUUUGGAAGAAUGGAAGCAACUGAAAAUCGAAAGCGUUCACACGCGCUCUCUUCUCUCUCCCGCUGAGCAAACUCAUCUCAGAGCUAGGUUAAGAACUUUGGUGGUUAAAGUUUUGCUAUCUGGUGAAGGAAAUGGUUUCGUUCGAGGCGAGUGACAUGAAAAAGAUUGGGCUGGGAUUGACUGGUUUUGGUGUAGUAUUCACAUUGAUUGGAAUCUUUCUAUUCUUUGACAAGGGAUUUCUUGCAAUGGGAAAUAUCCUCUUCUUGUCAGGAGUGACCUUAACUAUUGGUGUGAAGCCUACCCUCCAGUUCUUCAUGAAACGCAAGGAUUUCAAGGGUUCACUUUCAUUUGGUGUUGGUUUCUUCUUGGUCCUUAUUGGAUGGCCAAUUAUUGGCAUGAUUGUGGAGACAUAUGGUUUUGUUGUCCUUUUCAGUGGCUUCUGGCCAACACUGGCUGUUUUUCUCCAGAGGUUACCUAUUGUUGGUUGGGUGUUCAAGCAAUCAUUUGUGACAGCGUUCUUUGAGAGGAGCAGAGGCAGACGAGUGCCAGUGUGAGGAUGUUUAGCCAAAAAAUGAGACAAAAAAUCUAUAGCAGAGAGAUACGUCUGACAGAAGCUUUUAAUAUCUAGAAAACUCGAGAAUUGGUUAGAGUUUCAAUAGUUCAUCAAUGAAGUGAACUUGGUGUGUCCAAUCCAUUUCUUUUCCUUGUUCAACUCAGAUGCUACGAUUGUUUCAACUUCUUUUUUGUGUAUUCUUCUACUUGUAAUCAGUCAGGUGAAUGUAGGAUGAAGGCUCGAUACAAUGUUGUUGUAGUAAUCAUGCUGCCAAUUGCACCCUGAAUAUGUCUGUGGAAGAUGACUUCUUUUAUAGUUGUUGGAUACUUCCAAUCAUACAUGA
Diospyros lotus (date-plum) is the source of this 927-nucleotide messenger RNA. RefSeq names its product vesicle transport protein GOT1-like. Gene Ontology annotation, biological process: retrograde transport, endosome to Golgi; endoplasmic reticulum to Golgi vesicle-mediated transport. The transcript has 7 exons. The record is from RefSeq and is a predicted model, not a curated record. Bases 163 to 585 code for a protein of 140 amino acids. Lineage: Eukaryota; Viridiplantae; Streptophyta; Magnoliopsida; Ericales; Ebenaceae.